UUUCAGGGGGCGGGCGAGAAUGAAGCUGAACGAGAGAAGCCUGGCGUUCUACGCCACGUGUGAUUCCCCCACCGACAAGGCCGGCUUCCUCCACAAGAAGGGCGAGCGCAACACGGCCUACCACAAGCGCUGGUUCGUGCUGAAGGGGAACAUGCUCUUCUACUUCGAGGACCGAGAGAGCCGAGAGCCGGUCGGGGUCAUCGUCCUGGAAGGCUCGACGGUGGAGCUGUGCGAGUCCACGGAAGAGUUCGCCUUCGCCAUUCGCUUCGGCUGCGCCAAGGCCCGCACCUAUAUACUGGCGGCUGAGAGCCAGGCGGCCAUGGAGGCGUGGGUGAAGUCCCUCUCGCGGGCUAGCUUCGGCUACCUGCGCUUGGUGGUGAGGGAACUGGAGAAGCAGCUGGAGGAGAUGCGGCGUUGUGACUUCUCCGGCUCGCACCGGGUCCAGAGGAGGUCCCCCGUUUACCGGAAAAACAGGUCUGCUCCCAAUUUGGAGCCAGCCGCCUCAGGCCCCGCCUUCCCUCACGAGACACCGACGCUCCCGAUUUGUGUCCCGCCGAAAGAAAACGGCUGUGCCUUGUGGUAUAAUUGUGAGGGGCCUCGCAGCCUGCCGAGCGGCUACCCAUCGGUCGAUCGAGGCACUUCUGGGGGCAACAGCCACGAGGGGGGCCUCAAGCCUCCGCCUUUGCCGCCACGGAAAAGAGCCUCCUCAGGGAAUUCCUGUGGCACCAGAGGCUCUGGGACUGAAGGCCUCGGGUACCAGGACGGCGCUUGCUUUUCCCAGCUCCACAACUGGUACGGCCGGGAGAUUCUUGAACUGCGACGGGUGUGGCUGGAGGGGCAGAGGGGCAGCAUCGUGUGAGCCAGAUCUCGGGUCGAGGCAGCAUCCUUGGAAAGACUGAGGUGGCUUGGAGUCUGGCAGGGCGUGACAGGCGGGUCAUCGGGUGCCGUGACAGAAUCUCCGGCUGCUGGAAACUUUGCUUCUCUCCUCGGUCCUGUGCUGAAUGUUCCGAUCCCCUGCUCAGGGAAAGCACCCGCUGCAAACUGGCACGAUGUCCCCUUGCCCAAAGGCUGGUGGCUUCCGUCUCCCCGGAGUCCUAGCAUUUAUCAAGAGAGGACACUUUUAGAAAGGCCUGGCUUAACAACGGUCGCCCUCCGGCUACCUAAAACGAAGCAGGAGACGAGCUUGAAAGCAAAAAUCCCGGGCAGUCCGAACAAAGCAGACCUAUGCUGGAUGCAUCGAUUGCUUGAACUGAAUCUUCCCUUGUUGGCAGGGGACUCUAUGAAGGCGGGGUCCUUUUGUGCUAUACGGGACAGACGUAGGUACAUUUGGAGAAAUGGUAGCAAUAACAUGGGUCUUGUAUGGAUGUAUUUGCAAAACUGUAAUUCCUAAAGUUUUUUUAGAAAGUUCA
Heteronotia binoei (common prickly gecko) is the source of this 1409-nucleotide messenger RNA. It is a transcript of the gene PHETA1, whose product is annotated as PH domain containing endocytic trafficking adaptor 1. Gene Ontology annotation, biological process: endosome organization; retrograde transport, endosome to Golgi; receptor recycling. The record is from RefSeq and is a predicted model, not a curated record. The transcript has a single exon. NCBI's taxonomy places the organism in Eukaryota, Metazoa, Chordata, Lepidosauria, Squamata, Gekkonidae. Bases 20 to 859 code for a protein of 279 amino acids. Gene Ontology annotation, cellular component: recycling endosome; trans-Golgi network; early endosome.